Andrographis paniculata is the source of this 1925-nucleotide messenger RNA. RefSeq names its product probable plastidic glucose transporter 2. NCBI's taxonomy places the organism in Eukaryota, Viridiplantae, Streptophyta, Magnoliopsida, Lamiales, Acanthaceae. Gene Ontology annotation, biological process: monosaccharide transmembrane transport. Gene Ontology annotation, molecular function: hexose transmembrane transporter activity. The record is from RefSeq and is a predicted model, not a curated record. The transcript has 14 exons. Gene Ontology annotation, cellular component: membrane. The coding region runs from base 274 to 1758 and encodes 494 amino acids.
AUAAUUCCUUAAAUUACACUCUCCUCGCCUCGCCGCACUGAAUUCUUCUCGGAUACGCGCACCCCACGCCACCCUCCCCACCUCACAUGCUUCUUCUUCUCGCACGCACCACUGUACCGAAGGAACGCUAACAAACCAGAUCCUGUCAAUCCUUUUCUCACUGCGCUCUCCGGAUUUGCUGUCUCGCCAAUCUCUCGAUUUGCUCUUGCAUUGCAUCACAUCAUAUCGCAUGUGCCGUCAGAGUUCAAUUAAAUGUAUGCAGUGAACUGAGGCAUGCGUGGGCGCCAUAUUGAAAACUUCUCGAUGUACAAACGUGUAUCUUCUAGAGAAUCUAUCAACGGCUCUGAUAGGGAAGAACUUUUAGGCAUAUCACAGAGUGAUUUGUGGAGGGAUGUUGGAAAUCCUUCAUGGAAGCGUCCAUUGCCACACGUACUGGUGGCAACUAUGGCAUCACUGUUGUAUGGCUAUCAUCUGGGGGUUGUUAAUGACACGUUGGAGAGCAUUUCUCAGGACCUAGGCUUCAGCGGUGACGCUUUGGCUGAAGGUUUGGUGGUGAGUACAUGCUUAGGAGGUGCAUUUCUUGGCUGUAUAUUCAGUGGUUCGAUAGCUGAUGGCCUCGGUCGUAAGAGAUCAUUUCAGUUAUGUGCUCUAUUAAUGAUAGCUGGUGCAUGCAUGAGUGCCCAAACAAGCAAUCUAUCAGGUAUGCUUCUUGGAAGGUUCUUGGUUGGAACUGGGAUGGGUCUUGGUCCCCCAGUUGCAGCUCUAUAUGUGUCGGAGGUUUCUCCAGAUUUUGUGCGGGGAACUUAUGGCAGCUUCACCCAGAUUGCAGCGUGCCUUGGACUCUUGGUAGCACUUUUCGUUGGAAUUCCUGCCAAGACAAUUCCUGGUUGGUGGAGAAUGUGCUUUUGGGUCUCUGCUGUUCCUGCCGCACUACUAGCUUUUUUCAUGCAGUUCUCUGCUGAGUCUCCACAUUGGCUUUUCAAGAAAGGAAGAGUAGCUGACACUGAGGUUGAAUUUGAGAGGCUUUUUGGAGCACCACAUGUUAAAUUUGCAGUGGCAGAAUUGUACAAAUCAGACAAAGGGGAUGAUGUGAAUGCAAUUAAAUUUUCAGAUUUAUUCCACGGGCGUCAUUAUACAGUGGUAUACAUUGGGGCAGUCCUUUAUGCUUUGCAACAGCUAUCUGGCAUAAAUGCUGUAUUUUAUUUCUCGUCAACUGUAUUUAAAAGUGCUGGAGUUCCUUCAGAUAUUGGAAACAUAUGUGUGGGAGUCGUCAACACAGCAGGAUCCAUUGUUGCAAUGAUUUUGAUGGAUAAAUUAGGAAGGAAGCCUCUUCUUGUUUGGAGUUUCUUGGGCAUGGCAAUAGCAAUGGGAUUUCAAGUCCUUGCAGGAAGUGACAGUUUACCUGCUUCUGGAAAGAUGUAUCUAUCCGUUGGCGGGAUGAUGCUGUUUGUCUUGACGUUUUCUUUGGGAGCCGGACCGGUGCCUGGUCUCCUCCUAUCUGAGAUAUUCCCUAGCCGAAUUAGAGCUAAAGCAAUGGCUCUUUGCAUGGGUGUGCAUUGGGGCGUAAAUUUCUUUGUGGGGUUAUUAUUCCUGCAACUGCUGGAGUUGCUGGGGCCAAAAGUGCUGUACAGUAUAUUUGGGAGCUUCUGCUUUUGCGGAAUGGUGUUUGUGAGGAAACAUGUUGUGGAAACCAAAGGGAAGUCUCUCCAAGACAUUGAAAUGUCUCUUCUUCCUCCUCCUGCUGUUGCUGACUUCUGAUUCUCAUUCUGUCUUUUUGGCUUAUUAUAAUAUUCUUCUUGUUCCUGAUGAUGAUGAUGAUUCUUGACUUCAAAUUAUGUGCAUCAUAUUUUUUUAAAAAUUUGUUUGCAUUAGCGAAAAUCACACGGAAAAUUUGAAGAGUUAUUUGUGGGUAGUUUCGUAUUUCA